AUGCCUUCUGCCAUUGCACCCAGCGAUGACAAGAACGCUGUCUUUGGCGGCAACCCCGCCUCUCGACCACGCCUCCUCAAGCCCCUGACCUACUCUGGCACCUUGGACAACUUCAAGCAUGCCGACGUCACUCCGAUUAUUGGAACGGAGUACGAGGGCCUGCAGGUCACAGACCUACUCAAGGCGGACGAUCAGAUGAUGAGGGACCUUGCUGUCACGAUCUCCCAACGCGGCGUUGUCUUCCUCCGUGAUCAGGUUCUCACUCCUGAGCAGAUGAAGCAAUUCUGCCUGCGCCUGACUGAGGUUGCCGGUUGUCCCGAGUCUUCCGGCUUGCACGUCCACCCCCUGACCGAAGAGGGCAGCGAACUAGGCGACCAGGUCAGCGUCAUCAGCAGCGAGAAGCAGAAGAAGGGCGGCGGCUUGACCCAUCAGCUCAGCGACGUCAGCCGCUUCGCCAGUGCCGGAUGGCACACCGACAUCUCCUUCGAGCCUGUGCCGUCCGACUAUGCCAUGCUCAAGAUCCACACUCUACCUGAGACUGGUGGUGAUACCCUGUGGGCAUCGGGCUACGAGAUCUACGAUCGGCUCUCCCCGAGCAUGCGUGUCUUCCUCGAGGGACUGACGGCAACUCACGACGCAACUUUCUUCCACGACGAAGCCAGGCGGUUGGGCAACCCCAUCCGCCAAGGCAUUCGAGGGUCGCCGCUGAAUAAGGGCGACGCCCUCCAGGCUGUGCACCCCGUCAUUCGCACCAACCCCGUUACCGGGUGGAAGUCCGUCUACGUCAACAAGGGCUUCACAAAGCGGAUCAACGGUGUGACCAAGGACGAGUCGGAUCUACUGCUGGGUUACCUCUUCAACCUGGUCACCCAGAACCACGAUGCACAGGUGCGCUUCAAGUGGAGGAAGAACGACCUCGCCAUCUGGGACAAUCGCAGCAUGUGGCACUGUGCCACCUAUGACUACGCCGAGGCGAGAGCCGGAGACCGCGUCUGCUCCCUGGGCGAGGCACCAUACCUAGAUCCGGCGAGCAAGAGCCGGAGGGAAGCCUUGGGACUAUGA
This is a messenger RNA of Thyridium curvatum, 1062 nucleotides long. RefSeq lists its product as uncharacterized. Gene Ontology annotation, cellular component: cytoplasm. Gene Ontology annotation, molecular function: 2-oxoglutarate-dependent dioxygenase activity. Lineage: Eukaryota; Fungi; Ascomycota; Sordariomycetes; Thyridiales; Thyridiaceae. The record is from RefSeq and is a predicted model, not a curated record. Bases 1 to 1062 code for a protein of 353 amino acids. The transcript has 5 exons.